Messenger RNA from Lottia gigantea (owl limpet), 1659 nucleotides. RefSeq lists its product as hypothetical. Lineage: Eukaryota; Metazoa; Mollusca; Gastropoda; Lottiidae. The record is from RefSeq and is a predicted model, not a curated record. The coding region runs from base 1 to 1659 and encodes 552 amino acids. The transcript has 6 exons.
AUGCAGAAAAUGAACCCUGGACCUUCAGGUAACUUCAGUAAGAAUUCAGAAGUGGGAGCCGAACGAGGAAUCGAGCAUGUAGCGAAUACACCCGUUUACAAAUGGCCCCUGAACGCGAAGACAUUUGGAUACGAAGUACUCAAUAGAUUUGAUGCAGUUACUCCAAAACUUGAUCAAUGUUUUCCAGUGAAUACGAAUGGAAAUACGUACCUAAACAAUCCGGGGACACUGAGCUUCGAAGGAUCUUCAGAAUCCUUUGUGGACGUGUCAUUAGAUGGUUCAGUAUCUUUGCCCAGUUCAUUUGUCCUCACCCUGUAUGCUAAACCCACGCAGCUCAAACCUAGAAGUGUAGUUUUUCAUUACAAAGCUCAGACACAAGAUUACAACAAGUUGACUGAGUUGGUUCUUGAGGGCAACAACAACCACUACAAACUCACAGCCCACUAUGGUGAUGGUAGUUCAAAAUCUGCUGUGAUAUACAAUAGGUUUAGUGUCAACACGCUGGAACUGGUAAAAUCGCGAUACAAACAUGACACCAGACAGAUGAGUAUUUCAUUUAAUUCAGGGUCAAAUAUAGUGAAUAUCCCUCAAAAACAGUUAUCCUUGCCGGGCACUUUAAGAUUUGGAGGCCAUCAAAGUGAUCCAGAUGCCAAAUUUGUAGGAGAAUUAUCAUGCGCAACGAUGUACCUCGGAAGUAACGUUCAUCUAACACCUUCUCAAAUAAAAAACAAUUGCGACAUGAACUACCAAGACCCUCCGAUAGUGCCAUCCUGUUUCGCCACUGCUGUGGUACCGAAGUUUAUCUGGCCAAUGGACGAUGUUGAUAAAGGAUAUGAAGUUGUAAGAGGAACAGCCCCUUCAUUUUAUCAUCAGGAGCAAUAUCAUUUUAUUGAAGGGCCAGAAGAUUUAGAUAAUCAGGCCAUCGAGUUCGAUGGAUCUUACAUGUGUACCAUAAGAACAUUAAUUCCCUCAAGUGUACUGCAAAGCGAUUUUGGUCUUUUGUUUUUCAUUCACUUUCACAGUAUCAGCGACGGUACCAUUCUAAAUAUUGAAUCAGACAAUGAAUCUGUCCACGGGAUUACUAAGGGGAACUUCGUGUUAGGCAAUGGUACACUAACUUUAGAAGUAUUUGAUGAAUCAUCUGCAUGUGCGCAAGUUGUAGUAUCAAACGUAGUCAUUCCUGAUCAGUGGCAGGCGAUGGCCAUACAACGUUCUGAAAAUCAUGUUCGUUUAAUUAUUAAUGGUCAGGAACAUGAAACUAUUGACCAGUGCUCUUCAAGCAAUGGUUAUGAUAACCAUACGAUGACCAUGGCAGUAGGAGCCACUGACGCCGGCGAAGAAGGUUUUAAAGGGAGUAUUAGAUGCAUGGCCUUGUAUACUACUGUACAUCAGAUAAAUGCUAUCGCUACAGCACUGGAAACUGCAUGUACAUCCACUGCAGUAACGUCAUUUAGUCCACCACCAGGAACAACCAACCUACCACUUGACAAGUAUAUGAAGUUCAUAAAGAUGCCGGAAGUCUGUCCUCCAUUCAACUUUCCUACAAUGGUAACUGCUGCAGAACAUUUACGUACGAUAAAAGUCGGAACUGUAAACUUUACGGGUAUUUCAUGGUUCACGCAUUGCAACACUGCUCUCAAACAAACUAUUACAGGAUAA